Messenger RNA from Pelagomonas calceolata, 4987 nucleotides. The record is from the annotation of a GenBank genome assembly. Lineage: Eukaryota; Pelagophyceae; Pelagomonadales; Pelagomonadaceae.
GUCGCCGGCGCCGCGAUUGGAGCCCCUGUGUCACACAGGACAGCCUCAGUCUCGACGCGUUUGCUACGACAGCCGCUGAACACGAACAGCCGCUCGCAGGGACGCGGAGCUGCUUAGUAGGAGCGACAACACAGGCAGCAGGAGACCGCCACACAGGAGCGGCGGCCGCGUAGCAGCCGCAGCAAGAGCGUUUUCACGGGCCUCCGUCGAGCCCGCAAACGCCAGCGAAUCACUCGACGUCGCGCCCGCGAUUUUAGAACCCGUCGCGCGGCGAGCGUGACUGUUCGCGUUCACCCGCAGCGCGAGAACGAUGGCGCGCGGCCGCCGCGGCGGCACGCGCGUGACAAGACGGAAGGCGUCGGAGGCCGAGAGCGACGCGCCGGCGCCGGCGCCCGCGAACGACUCGAGCGACGACGACGACGUCCCGAUUAGCCAAUUGCAGGCGCAAGCGACGGAGACGAAAAGCGAUUCCGAUGAUGACGUGCCGAUCGGCAAGAUGGCGCCCAAAGCUUCUCCAAAGAAGAAGAAGACCGGUUCGAGGCGCGGCGGCGCCGACGCGAAGGCCGCAAGGGCGAGGAGGGCCAAGAAGGCGGAGGACGAAGCGCCGGAAGAUGAGCCGGCCGUGGACCCCUUCGCGCCGACGGCGCGCGCGCCGGCUCCUGCUCCCGCGGUGGAGAAGCCGCUGCCGUUCGGCGCGGCCCCGCCCGCGUUCGGCGCUGAUGCAAAGAAGAAGGAGAAGAAGAAGCGAAGUCGUAGUAGGAGUCGCGGGCGGCGACGGGGUCGCGACGACCGGAGGCGGCAGCACCGCGAGAACGACGCGCGCGAAUUACGACAGGCCGUGGAGAGGUUCGUGUCGUCGUAUCGCCUAGAUCCCAUGGCGGCGCAGCGCAUGCGGGGCCUGUCGAAGCCGGCGCAGCGCUGCGUGUUGCGGGAGGGGCCGUUGGAUGGAAGGAACGUGUCGGCCGUGUUGAUGUCCCGCAUCGGGCGGUUGCCCGACCAAAAGACGCUCAAGCGGGACUUUCCCACGCCGUCGCCGUCGCGCUCGCGCGGGCGGCGGCGGUCGCGCAGCUCCUCGUCCUCUAGUAGAAGUUCCUCGUCCUCUCGGUCGCGGAGCCCGUCGCGCUCGCGGUCGCCGUCCAAGUCCAAGAAGGACAAGAAGAGCUCCUCGGAUGAUAAGAAGAAGAAGGGCUCCUCCGACGACAAGAAGAGCUCCAAGGACGACAAGAAGAAGCGGUCCCGCUCGCGGUCGCGGUCCCGCUCGCGCGGCCGGAGGCGGCGCAAGUCGCCGAGCCGCUCGUCCUCCUCCUCGAGCGAGUCGAGCGGCGCGCGACGCCGCCGGAAGCGCCGCAAGAAGAAGGAGGAGGCGAAGAAGAAGAAGGGCUCCAUGUGGGACAAGGCGCCCUCCACCGACGCGCUCACGGCGAUGCUCGGGGGCCAGCUGCCCGGCAUGACCGUCAGUUCGGCGGCCGCCGAGGCGAUGCAGAAGAGCCUCGAGAACCCCCUGCCGCCGAAGCACCCGUUGUCUACCAUGAGGCAGAACCGCGUGCUGGAUUUGUACAUCGGCAAUUUGAUUGCCGGCACGGCCAUCGAGCCCGUGAAGGAGUGGCUGGAAGGCCUGGUCACUGCGGUGCGCGAGUCGUUGCCGCCCGAAUCGCCCGGUAGAAUACUGCUAGCGGAGUCGCCCGACGGCCAGUUCGAGUCGUAUAUUCGGUCAGGUAAAGUCGCUGCGCCGGAGGGCGAAGUGUCGGGACGCACGCGAACGGACCACGCGUUUAUUGAGUGUCGGGACGCGGCGGUGGCCGCGUUACUAGCUCGCUUAAGCGGUGUGCGGGCCCAAGGCCUGGCUUCCGGAGACAGAGGUGUUCGCAUCAGUCGACCGAAGGGCUACGCUCCUCUACCGGGCGGCGACCCGUUCCCCGUCGCCGUGCCCGUCGAACUCCUAGAUGCGUUGGGCGUCGAUCCAGAUAAUAAUCCAAGAAAUGCGGACGGGACCACUCUCACAGCGGCUCAGAUGUCAGCAGUCACGGGUCAGAAGCGAGGCGGCAUCCCGCCCGGAGACUAUGUCUGUCGACGGUGCGGCAUCCCCGGCCACUACGUCCAGGACUGCCCUACCAUCGGUCUGGGGAUUGCUGGUCUCGGACACCCGCCACCAGGGUACGUCUGCAAGAAGUGCGGGGUCGGUGGGCAUUUCAUUCAAGAUUGCCCGACGAAGCAACUGGAGGCCGCGGCGCAGUACUUAGCGACGCAGGGGCAAGGUGCGGAUGCGGAGACGCUCCAGGCGAUCGUCGAGGCUCAAGCGAAGGCGAAGCUCGAUGCGGCCCGCAAGGCCGCGGAGGACAUGCUCGAGGCGCAGCGGGCGAAGCAGCAGGCUCUCGCCGGCCAAGCGGACACGGCGGAGGCGCGUCGAGCUCAAACUGCUCAUUUAGGAGCGCCGGGGCCUCCUGCGCUGAUGGCCGCGCCCGGUGCACAACCGGGGGCGCCGCCGCCGCCGAUGGGCCGCGGGAGAGGUGUCGAUAACAGACCCGCGUGGAUGAAGGAGCAAGCUCCACCAGUAGAACAGCAGGGCCCGCCGCCGCCCGCGCCGACGACGCGCAAGGAAGCGCGAUACCGAGCAGCGUUAGAUGCGGGACAUAUUAGUCGAGACGCGUACGACAGAGCCGUCGCCGAGCCCGACACGGACAAACCGGAGGAGGCAGAGAAGGUCGCCCAGAAACCGGGCAGUCUGGUGGAUCGCGUCGUGCGCGUGACCAAGGGCUCCCACGACAAAAAGUUGAGCGGUUCAUUGGGCAUGGUCGAGGCCUGGGAUAGUCGAGCGGCGCGCUACGAAGUUAGGGUGAUUGGGAAGAAGAAGCGCGUCGCGCUCAUGGCGGGCCACCUGGAGGCCAUUGAUGAUGAGGCGAUCAUAGCAGACGUGAAGCAGCAGCUCGCGGCCAAGGCGGCGGCGAAGGAAGCUGAAGCGGAGGCGCCGGCGCCUCCAGUGGCGCAGCAGCCGCCGCCGCCGGGCGCGCCGCCUCAGAUGAUGCCGCCGCCGGGCGCGCCGGGCGCGCCGCCGCCGAUGAUGCAGCAGCCACCGAUGCCCCAGUACGGCGCGCCGCCGCCGCAGCGCGACUACCGGACGCCGAUGCCGCCGCAAUACCAGCAGGCGCCGCCGCAGUUCGGCGGGCCGCCUCCUCCGGGCCAGUUCCCGCCCUACGGCGGGCCGCCGCCCCCGGGCGCGUACGGCGGGCCGCCGCCGCCCAUGUACCAGCAGGGGCCGCCGCCCGGCGCCUACGGCGCGCCGCCUUUUGGCGGCCCGCCGUCCGGCGCGUUCCCGCCGCGCCCGCCGCCGCCGCCCAUGGCGCCGGCCGUGCCACCGCCGCCGCCCGUCGACUACCAGGCGCUCGCCGCGCAGAAGGCGCAGCAGCAGGCCCAGGCGACGCCCGCGGCGCCGCAACCGGCAUCGGUCGAGGCCGAGAUCCCCGGCAUGGCCCCCGACGCCGCCAUCAACACCGCGCAAGCGUAUCAAAAAGCAGCCCAAGGUCAAAGUGUCCACGAGGAACGGCCUCUGGAGAAGUCUAGAGCGCCGCCGCCGGGGGCUCCGGGUCAACCUCCGGAGGACGGACGCCUGGAGCGGGGCCGCAUCCUGUGGUUCGACCGGGACAAGAACUUUGGGUUCAUUGCGGCGGAGGUGGGCGGGGAAAACGUUUUUAUUCACGGCUUCGACGUCAAGGGAUUUGAGCCGGAUAGUGGUGAUCCCCGUACUUCUAGACCGCCCGCGAAGAACGACCUCACGGUGUUCAUCCGAGGAAGAGAUGUUGGUGGUAGAUUAAAAGCGAACGAGGCGGAAGUCUUCCCCGAGACGGGUGGCCCGCCGCCGCCCGCGUUCCUCGCCGCGGGGCCCCAGCCGACGCGCCCACCUCCGAUGAUGGCGCCUCCGAUGAUGGCACCGCCGCCGCCGCCGCCGAUGCCUCCUACGUCUACGUAUGUCAACCCCUUCCUCAAGAAGGGCGGCGCGCCCCAGCCGUCGGCCGACAUGGCUCCCGUGACCGAGCUCGCGCCCGGCGUCACGAGACCGCCGACGCCGCCUCCUAGCGACAACGCCUUGCCGCCACCGUCAACAGCCGGGCGCCACGUCGCCUUCUGCAAGUGGUGGGACCGGCCCAAGGGCUUCGGGUUUUUAGGUAAGGAAGUGGACGCGCCUGCGAGUGACGAUGAUAUAUACGUCCAAGAGUUAGAUUUGUUAUGUCCGGCAUUAAAUGUUGGAGAUGUGGUGGAGUUCACGCUAGGUGGAUUAGAUAACAAUACCAAAAAGAGGAAGGCCUGCGACGUCAAGCUCAUUCGUUCCGCAAGGCCGUCGCAGGAGAAACAGUCGUCGGGCAGGCAACGAGGGACCGUGAAAUGGUUCGAUCCCCAAAAACAGUACGGCUUCGUGGCGCCCGACGGUGGCGUUCAAGAUAAAGACGACGUCUUCGCGCAUCAAUAUGAUGUUGUGGACGGUGGUAAUGCGUUGGCGCAGGGCGAACGCGUCGAGUACGACUGGGCGCCUUCACAAGAACCUCAAGGUAGACCGAAGGCCCUGCGCAUCUCUCGAGUGGCUACUGGUUUUGCUACCCGAGACGACCAUUUUCAACAUUUACGACAGCCACCUGCGGAAGGCGCGUUCCUCUACGGCGGCAAGUUCUGCCGCGGGCAAGUGAUGUGGUACGAUCCGCAGAAGACCUUUGGGUUCGUGCGUUCCGAGUGGGGCCAGUCGCAGCAGGACGACGUCUUCAUCCACGGGAAUGAUGUGCGGGAGGCUUCACCAUUGGUGCCGGGCGAUCGGGUCGUCUACAAGGCGCUGGUCCAUCGGGGCCGGCCCAAGGCCGUGGAGCUCGCGCGGGAUCCUUCGGCUGUGGCCGGGCAGCGCUACCAGGGCGUGCAGCCUCCACAAAUGGCGCCGCCGCCGCCGAAUCUACAUAACGAGCGCGCGGUGCGGUCGUUCCGGGAGCGGGGGGCGGACGGGGCGUAG